Messenger RNA from Limanda limanda (common dab), 4953 nucleotides. RefSeq names its product Rho GTPase activating protein 46a (gene arhgap46a). Gene Ontology annotation, biological process: signal transduction. The transcript has 10 exons. Gene Ontology annotation, molecular function: GTPase activator activity; protein binding. The record is from RefSeq and is a predicted model, not a curated record. The coding region runs from base 186 to 3599 and encodes 1137 amino acids. Gene Ontology annotation, cellular component: cytoskeleton; cytoplasm. NCBI's taxonomy places the organism in Eukaryota, Metazoa, Chordata, Actinopteri, Pleuronectiformes, Pleuronectidae.
GAGAGAGGCACACACACGCUCAGAGAGAGAGAGAGAGAGAGAGAGAGAGAGAGAGAGGAGCGUCUCGUGCAGCUCACUCCACACACGGAGCAGACAACGCGCUAACAAGCAGAAACUUCACAGAGAACUCUUCUUCUUCUUCUUCUUCUCUCUCUCCGUGUGCGGCUCGUCUACCAUGUGAAGAAAUGGCCGGGACCAGCUCUGAUUGGGUGGAAAUCCUGGAGCCACGCUCCCGCGAGCGCAUGUAUGUGAACUUGACCAGCGGAGAGUGCGGCUGGGAGGCCCCUCAAGGCGUCCCUGUCCGUCAGGCCGACGGUAACCAGUGGUGGGAGCUGUUUGACCCUCAAAGUGGCCGCUUCUACUACUACAAUUCAACUGGCCGCCGCACAGUCUGGCAUCGACCCCAGGGAGCUGAUAUCGUGCCCCUCUCCCAGCUCCAGGCCAUGAAGCGCUGCAGCGAGGCCAAGCGGACGGGAGGGAGCAUGGAUAGGCACCACCACGGAACCACAGGGAGUAUCAGCAGUGUGAGUAGCCAUGGGCGGUGCACCCCUCUGCCCGAGCAGGACGGAGACAACCCUAUCCCCGGAGCCUUGGAGACCAGCGUGGAGACAACCAACCCUGAGAUGGACCCAGCAGUGGACAGCAGAUCCCAGGGAGACGGAAGCAGCAGUGAGCUCAGCACAGAUGGCAGCAAAGACCCACAGAGGGAUGCCUCUCAAAGAUGGCAGCCUGCUCCUGGUUCGAAGGCAUCCAUGUUGGUGAAGGUAAACAGCAUGAGCCGUAACCAGCCCAGCCCAGCCCUGCAGCAGCAGAACCUCCAGCACGGUGUGACCAGCAAAUCCAACACCUUCACCCUGCAUCCCUCCACCAACAAGCCCCAAGGAGGACACAUCAGCUCCACCCAGGGAUAUAAAACUGCUCCCUCUGGCAAAAUGUCAGCUGACACACGUCAGGCCCAUCACCUGAGAAAAGCCAGCAAUGGCAGCUUCUGUUUGGUGACAUCAGAAAGUAGUCACCCCAGUCCGCUCCUUAACAGGUCACAAACCAGUACACCACGCCCCAUCUCUCCCCAGUAUGGUUGCACCCCUCCAAUCUAUGAUGAGCCAGUUUCAGAGUGUCCCAUAUAUGAUGAACCCCCAAUGGACAUGGAGGUAGAGGGGGCGCACCUGUACAAUGGACAAUCUCUGUCUCGCCUAACACCAACACAUAGCCUUCAGAAGCCCAGAACCCCCCAGCCCCCUCAUCCAGGAUCCAGGCACAGAAGGAAUCCUUCCUCCUCUGACUACAGCCCAGCUGGUCUGGAGUGCAUCAAGCACAUGGUGAAUGUGGACCCCAAACAAGGGCUCCUAUCUGGCUCUCCUGUACCCACACGCUCCCCUUCCCCUUCAUCCAGGCCGGAUCCUGUCUUGACCCAGCCUCAGCCGCACCCCCAGCUGCAGGCCCACUCUUUGCCCCAACCUCGAGGGCAGUUAAAGGACAGAGCGCCAGGGACCCCGGGUCCAAGUACACUGGACAAGAAACAUAACUGGCGGGUCCUGGAGGCCACUGUGCAGCGUGCCAUGGAGGCACGACACAGCAGGCAGAGCAGCCAGGCCUCGCAGGACUUCCCCUCCUCGACCCCGCAGGCCACAGCAAACUAUCAAGACUCUGGUUACUCCACUGGGCCCUCCCCAAGUCUGAGGAGAAAGAGCAGGAGGAGGGUAUGCGCUGGUGGCGGCGUAGGAGGCAGGCCGGGGUCAGUCGGCAGCAGCGGGGAGCUCUGUGCCCUAAAUGAGAGGCUGAUGGCUGAGAUGAGGGAAGUGGUGAGUCGCUCUAACACCAUGAGGGAAGUGAGAGCGGGGAUGGAACCGGACAUGGGGGAGAGGGUUGUCGUACCUCGAACACGCUCCCCCGCAGACUCACUCAGGUGGUAUGUGGGAGGGUCAGCCGGCACGUGCGCAUCUCGCGAGGACCUCACUGGGGCCGCCCGGUCACUGAAUAGGCCAGGUAACCACGGCAACCCUGCCCUGACCCCUGUGGAGAUACCGGGGAGGCAAAAACGGACAUAUGAAAAGGUGGACACCCUGGAGAUGAGUGUGACCAGCCAAGCUAGUCUUUCCUCGCCAGAGACCCCAGGGCCACCUUCCCAGGUGAGUACCCUAGAGCUGCAGGCCCAGUUGGAGAGCCGAAAGAAAGGCAUGGUGGAUGGCCGGACUGCUUCCCUGGGCCCCCACCGCCCUACCAACCAUGACAACAGAGAAGGAGGUGAUGGGGCGGGAGGGAGAGCGCUCUCCUACGCCACCCUGCGGCAGCCCCCGCCUCCUGACACCGGCAUGGAGGACUGGGCCAGCAAGCACCUCAACAUGCACAAGCAAGGCCUGUUCCGUCGCCGCGUCUCCAUCGCCAACAUGCUUUCGUGGAACCGCGGCUCCAUCAAAAAGCCAAUGCUAGUCACCAGCAACCGAGCUGUCAGGAAGGAGGCCUGUGAGAUGUUCAAGUUGGUGCAGGCCUUUAUGGGAGACAGGCCGUCGCGCCUGGAUCGCCGCCAUUGCGCCCUGCUCAUCAUCACCAAGUGCUGGGACAUGCCGGGGCUGCGGGACGAACUCUACGUGCAGCUGGUGAGGCAGACCACGGGCAAUGGCAGCCCCAGGAGCCUGGCGGCGGGCUGGGAGCUGAUGGCUGUCAGCUUGGCUUUCUUUGCCCCCUCGCCCAAGUUCCGCUGCUACUUGGAGGGCUACAUCCAGAGACACACGGAGCCCACCAGCGACAAGAAAUGUGAGUCUCAGACUGAGCAAGAGGUGACUCAGUUCAUAAUGGAACAGGAGCUAAAGCUAAAGAAGAACUCCAAGUCCAGAAAGAAGAGAAAACAGAGCACAGACGAGGAAGAGGGCCUGCCUGUCAGCACAUACGCCAAGUUCUGCUAUCGGAAACUACAGAAAGUGGCCAUCACUGGUGGUAAAAAGGGUCUUCGUAAGCCCACACUGGAGGAAAUCGACCACAGCAGGCGCGCCAUCAUCACCCCCUCCCUGUUCGGCAGUUCUCUGGAGGAGGUGAUGGAGAGGCAGAGCGAGCUCUUCCCAGACAGGAAGCUGCCCUGGGUGCAGAUUCAGCUUUCCCAGUACGUCCUGGCUCUGGGCGGGGCUCAGACAGAGGGCAUCUUCAGAGUGCCUGGAGACAUUGAUGAAGUGAACGCACUGAAGCUCCAAGUGGACCAGUGGAGGAUCCCAGAGAAUCUCUCUGACCCCAAUGUACCUGCCUCUCUAAUGAAGCUGUGGUAUCGGGAGCUGGAGGAGCCGCUCAUCCCCAUGAACUUCUACACGCAGUGCGUCAGUAACUGUGACGACCCGGUGGCGGCCAUCGCCGUGGUGCAGGCUCUUCCUGAGCUCAACAGGCUGGUGCUGUGCUACUUCAUCCACUUCCUGCAGGUAUUCGCUCAGCCAUCCAAUGUGGCCAUCACCAAGAUGGACGUGAACAACCUGGCCAUGGUGAUGGCGCCCAACUGUCUCCGGUGCCAAUCCGACGACCCGCGGAUCAUUUUCGAGAAUACGCGCAAGGAGAUGUCCUUCCUGCGGAUGCUCAUCGUUCACCUGGAAACCAGUUUCAUCGAAGGGGUGGUGUAGCUGCUGUAAACCGCCCAGAGUGCUGGAUCCGAAUCUGCAGUUACACACAUUUACAAUCAUACAUUAAACACUGUCUCUGUUCAAAUCACACUGGAAACUCUGUGGGUGAGACAUUACAACUCUUGCGACAUAAAAGGUUUGAAAACAGCUUGGACUUCGGACCACUGUGCUCUCCUGCUAUGAUUCAGAGAGACGAUACACAUCAACACCUUAAGUUCCACUGGUUUUUCUUUGAUGCUAACAUCCACAGUGACGGCUUUAAAGUGGUUCACUGUAAUAUUUUCUAACCGCGGCAUGUGAAAAUAGAUUUAUUCUACUUUUGUUUCUCACAGAAUGGGUAGUGUUACCCUCACAACUGACAACUGGGCUAUGUAAAGAGUCUUAUAGUAUUUUCUUCAGAUGUGUUCACUCUGUGCGUGUGUGUGUGUGUGAUUGUCAGUGUGAACGAAGACACUGCCCUAUUUUAUCAUGUACAGAAAGUAGAAAGUAUGAAAAGUAAAAGAACUCUUGUAACGGUGUCUUAUUAAUAAGCUUGCCUGUGCUGUUUUUGAGUGUUGUCCUGAUGGCUUGUCUCCCCGUAUAUUUCAUUUUACGGGACGCAAGUAACUGCGUUACCACAACUGUUCUGACAGGAGCACAGAGCCCUGUUUCCAAGCACACACAGGAAGGAUGUGCAGGAAACUCUUUUUAAAGGAUGGUGGUGAUUUUCUAAACCAACAAAUUUGGACGUGCUUUGAUUUGUAUGACUCUGAACACUCAACUGAAGCCAUCCGGGAGUGUGGUAAUUCGACUUGAUGUCAGUGAUGUGGGAGGCUGGUUGUUGAUACUCUUUCUCUAUUAUCUCCUAAAAAGCCUAAGUUGGAAUUGUGUUCUCUUUAGUUUGUGGUCUGUUUGUUUUCUUUUUUUGGCUCAGGUCUCAUGAUAAAACGGGUGUUGGAUGUGAUAACUGUACUCGGCCUCCUUCACGGACUGAACAUACGAUUCAUCUGCCACAAACCCCUGUACUGACAAUGGAGUUUUGUUCAACUGUCAAGCACUAUGAGAAUGUAGAUUACGCUCUUUGUGUCUCCUCUCAGACUUUGCCCAUGUAAAUAAAUACAGUGUGUAAAUAGUAUCAACACCCCUGAAGUGUAUUAAUCUAAUGAACCAGGUUAUGGGUGAAGUUAAUGUCGCCGUAAACAGCAAUAAACUAAAACUCUUUUUGUAAUUAACUGUUAAUUUCUCUGCUGUAACCGCCUGCCUUUUGGACAUAGGAAUGAUUCAGACCACUUUCCAUGUAUGUUUAUGUGUGUUUGCAUACCUUCUUGUUAAAAUGUGGAAUGACUGUCCAUGAAUAAAAGUUUGUUCAAUUGUA